This is a messenger RNA of Acanthosepion pharaonis, 3429 nucleotides long. Lineage: Eukaryota; Metazoa; Mollusca; Cephalopoda; Sepiida; Sepiidae. The record is from the annotation of a GenBank genome assembly.
AUGGCGGACAAGUCGUCGGCUCGUAGCAAAGGAACCAACAUUGAUAAAAACGGUGACGAUGACAUAGCCCUGCAAAUUCGUGAUAAGGAUAAGAAAAAAUCCAGAGAUAGCAGCUUGGUUCUAGAAUCGAAAGAUGAACUGACGGAUCUUCCCAGUGAGGCUAAAAGGAAUAGUUCUUCCCGUUUCAAGGUGCAUCGAGUGUCCAUCGCCGAACCUUGUGAAGAUGACGAAGAGAAUAAUGUGGCCCGAGAACGGGAAAAUAGCCUGCAACAUUAUCGACACAGUAUCGAUAGUAACAGCGAAAGAUACCCUGAUUCACCCCAUGGAACUUUCUCUUUUAGUCCGACGGACACAUACCGGACACAUUCAUAUGAUACGAGUAAUUUGAAAACCUUUGGAGGAAAUACUACCGAAGCGAUCCCCCAUUUAGACCACUACCGAAAUUUAUUGUCCACUACAGCUGCCCUUAAAACAAGGCCUACAUUACAGGAACUUCAUGAAGGAAAACUCUCCACGGAUGAAGAACAAAAGAACAAACUUGCUGCCCCGUUGCUACCUGAGGAGGAGCGUACUGCAAAUGAUGUUAAUGUUGCUAGUGGUGGUACUCCUCAAGCAGCAACAAAAUUUGGAUGGAUAAAAGGAGUAUUGGUGCGAUGUCUGCUCAACAUAUGGGGUGUGAUGCUUUUCUUGCGGCUGUCCUGGGUGGUUGGACAGGCUGGAAUUGCAUUGGCAACUGUUGUGGUCUUGCUAUCUGCUGUUGUGACUACCAUCACUACAUUGUCCAUGUCUGCCAUUUGUACCAAUGGGGAGGUCAAAGGAGGCGGUGCCUACUAUCUGAUUUCCAGAAGUCUUGGACCUGAAUUUGGUGGUGCCAUUGGAAUAGUUUUUUCUAUUGCUAAUGCAGUUGCUAUAGCCAUGUAUGUAGUGGGAUUUGCUGAAACUGUCAGAGAUUUAUUGAAAGCUAAUAAUGCUCUUCUGAUUGAUGAAAUAAAUGAUAUCAGAGUGAUUGGUGUAAUUACUAUUACCCUUCUCUUAGGUAUAGCCAUUAUAGGAAUGGAAUGGGAAGCCAGGGCUCAGUUGAUACUUUUAGGAAUCCUUUUAAUUUCAAUGUCUGUCUUUUUGAUUGGGACGUUUUUUCCACCUACACUUGAUAAUUUUUCCAAAGGUUAUACCAGUUACAGUGCUGAAACUUUUAGAGAGAAUUUUCUUCCUGACUUCAAAGGUGAAGAAUUCUUUUCAGUGUUUUCCAUUUUUUUCCCUGCUGCUACUGGAAUCUUGGCUGGUGCUAAUAUUUCUGGUGAUCUUAAGGAUGCUCAAAGUGCUAUUCCGAAAGGUACCUUAUUGGCAAUUUUGUUAAGUUCUGCUAUCUACAUCUUAUCUGCUUGGAUCCUGGGGGCUUGCAUCAUAAGGGAGGCAAGUGGAGCCAUUCUUUACACUGCUUUAAAUACUACUCUAGAUGCAGUAACCCAAACUGCAAACUUGACUACUGUUGACAAUGGUCAAAAAGAAGCUUAUGUAACUAUGCAGACCAUCCGUAAUUGCACUCUCGGGGAAGAUGGCAUUUGUAAAUAUGGACUGCUCAAUGAUUUCCAGGUGAUGGAACGUAUUGCAGCAUUUGGGCCACUGGUGACUGCUGGUAUUUUCUCAGCUACUUUGUCAUCAGCACUUGCUAGUCUUGUAUCUGCACCCAAAGUCUUUCAGGCCGUUUGUAAAGACAAGAUUUUUCCUGGCAUUCAUGUACUCGCCAAAGGCCAUGGGAAGGGAGAUAACCCUCGUCGAUUAUACAUUUUGGCUUAUCUGAUCGGAGUGGCCUUCAUUUGUAUUGGUGAACUGAAUGCUAUUGCACCUAUUAUUUCCAAUUUCUUUUUGAUGUCUUAUGCUCUUAUUAAUUAUUCUUGCUUUGAUGCAUCAUUGGCCAACUCACCUGGAUGGCGUCCAGCUUUCAGGUGGUAUUCAAUGUGGAUAAGUCUUGUGGGUGCUAUUUUGUGCAUUGCUGUUAUGUUCAUCAUCAAAUGGUGGACUGCUUUACUGACAUUUGCUGUCAUAGCUGCACUCUAUAUCUAUGUACAUCAUAGGAAGCCAGAUGUAAACUGGGGUUCCUCUACACAGGCACAUGUCUAUAAAAGUGCCCUCCAAUCAACUCUUAAAUUAAUAGCAGUAGAAGACCAUAUUAAAAAUUUCAGACCGCAAGUGCUUCUUCUUAGUGGUUUACCAAGCAGUCGUCCUGCCCUUGUAGAUUUCGUGUCCAGCUUCACCCGAAACUGCAGUUUAAUGAUCUGCUGCAAUGUUAUUGUGGAUCCAAAUGCAGACAGUUUGAAAGUUCUAAAAACUUCCGAAGAAUAUAAUUGGCUCCAUAGAAGGAAAGUAAAAUGUUUUUAUACUCCAAUAAUUUCUCCAGAUUUCCGUGUGGGAGUUCAGUCUUUUAUGCAGACUUGUGGUGUUGGAAAAUUACGUCCCAAUACAUUAAUCAUAGGAUUCAAAAACCGAUGGAAGAAUGGAGAUCCCGAGGAAGUAGAAGAUUACUUCAACGUAAUUCAUGAUGCAUUUGAUAUGCAGUUUGGUGUUGGCAUUCUGCGUGUAAAAGAAGGCUUCCAGUGUGAUCCUAAUUUUGUAGAUCCUCCACGUAAAGAUAGUCAUAAAGUAACUGUUGAGGAAGAACAAAGCAAACAGCGCUAUGAUGAUGAUGAUGAUGAUGAAGUUGGUGCCAACACCCCUGAACGCCGUCCAAGUAUCUUUGACAGCAACCCGGUAUUGAAUACGGAGGAGGUUGCAACCCCUGAUGUAAUUCAUGAAAGUAUUGUGAAACCAGAUAGUUUCUCAGAAGAAUCUCUGAAAAUGAUGAAUCGGUUUAAUGAAAAGCAGAAGAAAGGAACCAUUGAUGUAUGGUGGCUUUUUGAUGAUGGAGGUCUAACAUUACUUAUUCCCUAUUUGAUUUCAUUGGAAAACAACUGGAGUAAAAAUAAGUUAAGAGUAUUUACUGCUGGGACCAAGAAAGGAGAAUUGGAUCGAGAACAACGACAACUGGCCACAUUAUUGAGUAAAUUCCGUAUUGAGUGUAAAGAUAUGACUGUCAUUCCAGAUGUUGGCAAGCUUCCAAGACCAGGGAAGAUAAAGGAAUUUGAACAGCUGCUUGAAGGAUGGAUUCUUGAUGAAGAGAAAGGCGAAACAAAAGAGAAAUAUCCAUGGAAGACAAGCCGUGAUCAACUUAAACUUCUAAAAGACAAAACAAACCGGCAUAUUCGCUUACGUGAGCUAAUGUUUGAGCAUUCAUCAGAUGCCAAUUUGAUUGUAAUGACGCUGCCUAUGCCACGUAAAGGAACUUGUUCAUCAGGUCUCUAUAUGGCUUGGAUUGAUACACUCACAAGGGACUUGCCACCUAUUUUAUUGUUGAGAGGAAACCAGAGAAGUGUCUUAACAUUUUAUUCUUAG